AAACAAUCGUUCGAAAUUUUCAGUUUUAGUCUGUCCCCAAUAGCAAACGAAAUACAUUCAUAGUUUCUUUACACUCCAUUGGAUUUUUGUUAAUUUUACAAGUUUGUUAAAAGAUGAAUUGCAUGGAGAAGAAGUCGCCGGAGGCUAUUGCCGAGUGCAAGGGCAGGAUCAUACAGUUGAAUCCGGGUUCGUCGUGUCCUGCCCCGCUCAUCUGUCCCCUGCCCGAGGAACCUCCCUCCCACCGCCUGAGGAAACCGCCGCAGCCCGCCCUCGUGGGCUUGACCCCUCACCCCGAUGAGGCCGCCCAGCAGCACCUGCUGCAGAACAUCACUGGUCCCGCCCAGGAACAUCAGAAGCUGCAGGUCGACCUUCAGGCGGGAGUUGACCAGCAGCAGAUGCACAUGGCCGACAUUCGGGACGAACAAUUCAAGCAGUCACAGAGGCCCCAAAGGAUGGAGGAGAUGCAAUUUGCGCGCACAAUGGACCCUGAAGCGGAUGAUCUCCGAAAUCCGCCGUGCUAUCUGCCUCAACAGGGCGAUGAACUGCCGCACAAGGACCAGCUAAUGCCGAUGGGUCCUAUUGGACCCUGGGCCUCCGGAAAGGUGGAUUGGAGUCCCAUGGCGGGCAUUACGGGAACAAGGCCUGUCGUGGACCGCUACUCCAUAACCCGAUACAGUCCGAAUGAGUGGCGCACUAGGAACCAUGAGACGGUGCAGGCCGUCAACGGAAGUCUGGCCAGGGAGGAUAAAAACCGCUUUAGCUCUACCACUGAGUUCCUGAGACUCUCUGCCCUGGUGGCGAAGUCGCAAAAUGAGACUACCGACAAACUGAGGACCCGAUCGCAACUAAUUGGUAAAUGGAAGAACACCCUGGAGAACGCGAUCAAGGCGAUGGCCGAUGAGAUCUCCACAAUGGAGGUGGAGCGCAUCAAGUUGCGCAAAUCGAUGGUGGUUCUUGGUGUUCCCGAGUCCAUUGCAAAGGAGUGCAUUGAGAAGAGGGCCACACGGCCGGAUACCGAACUGGUUCGCGACCAGGUGGAGGAGGAGCUGGUCAACGAGCUGGCCCUGAUUGCCGAGAUUCGCCGGCUAUUGAUGAAGACGCUGGACGACUUCAAUACGCAGCAGGUGGAGAAUCGCACGGCCAGGCAGCGAUUGGAAUACGACUGGAGUGACAAGAAGGAGGCCUACGAAAUCGAUACCCUGAACACGGGCCUGAACAACAGCUCCAGGACGAUCAUGUUCCGACCGGGAGCAGUGCGUCAGCCACCGGAACAGGCAUCCGAGAAGUACUGGGAGCACUUCAGCAUGGAAACGCUGGACGAGUGCGAAAAGUGUCGCCUGAAGUCGGUGACUUUGCGGAAUACCCUGAAUUCGACGCUGAUGAAUGCGGCCAGGGAUAUUCGCACGCAGGCCGAUGUGGUGGAGAAGGCACUGACCUCCAGGAUCAAUUGCACCCAGGAGGCAGUGCAGCGCUUCGAGAACGACCUCAAGAGUAUCCUGCAGGGCUUGGCUGAUGUGGAGAACCGCAUCGAGCAGAUGAAGCGCCGCAUCGCCUCCUUCGAUGCCUCCAUGAAGGUGGCCCAGACGCGCAUGGACAACCGCAGCUAUCGGCCCAAUGUGGAGAACUGCCGGGAUCUCGCCCAGCAGGAGCUCAUCGAUGGCGUGCACACCAUCCAGAGCAGUGUGUCGGCCCUGCUCCACGAACUGGAGGAGGCGGAGAUGGUCAAGACGGACCUGGUCAAUUCCCGUGCUCGGCUGGAACGCGAGAUUAUGCUAAAACGGCGCAGCCUGUUCAUCGAUCGGGAGCGUUGCAUGUUGAUGCGAUCGCAUUAUCCUUCGGCGAAUACCCUAAGUGGAUCAGCCACAUCGUAGAAAGGGGUUACCCUAUACGAGGGUAUCUAAAUUAUUGAGUUUUACCACUUUGAGCGGGGUCCAAAUUGGCAAGUGUUUAUUUAGAACUAGGUGGGGUUUACUAACUAGUAUAAUAACGGUCUGGCUGAAGGGGUGUUGUAAAUUAACAAGUUAUGAAUAAAUGUAGUCCUGUUGAGUUAACCAACAA
Molecule: messenger RNA, 2058 nt
Organism: Drosophila rhopaloa
Lineage: Eukaryota; Metazoa; Arthropoda; Insecta; Diptera; Drosophilidae
Product: tektin-4
Exons: 3
Coding region: 114-1871 (585 amino acids)
Biological process (GO): cilium assembly; cilium movement involved in cell motility
Cellular component (GO): nucleus; microtubule cytoskeleton
Source: RefSeq, a predicted model, not a curated record